Molecule: messenger RNA, 636 nt
Organism: Geodia barretti
Lineage: Eukaryota; Metazoa; Porifera; Demospongiae; Tetractinellida; Geodiidae
Source: the annotation of a GenBank genome assembly
CGGCCAAACGGAACAUUUUUACUCUCAGAUAAUCGAAGUUUGGUGUAAGCAAAGGUUCUAGUAGAAGAAAUCCAGCCAAAUGCGACAGAGAAAUAUCGGUUACCAUGUCCUAUUCAUUGGACUCUUGUUGCAGGGUCAGAUACUGGACGGUGUUCUAUCUGCUAUCUACACAAGGCGAUUAUGUACUGGAGAGCCAGCUCUGAAACCACUGUCUUUUCAUUCCUGUCCCAAUGAAUCUGCAAUAUUCACAUGUAGUGACAGCCAGGUGUCUGUCAUUAAAUGGGAGGUGGAACCUUAUACAACGAGAGGUGGUGAUCUGACUUAUGUUGCAUCACAACUAAUGGCUGAACCAGGACUGCUUACAAUGAAUAGUACCGACAAUAUGCUCCACUCAACUCUUGUACAUUUCGAUAGAAUUGAUGAGAAUUUUGCAAACAUGACAUCAACUCUAACAGUGCCAAUGUCUGGCGUGAGAAAUGGAACAAAUGUCACUUGUAUCACUUUAGUUGGGAAUGAUGAGUGUAACAUGACUGCUACCAUCUAUGUUGCAGGUUGAUGUGCCUAAAUCUAUUAAAGCAGGUGUUGUAAACCAAGGGAAGAAGGCAUACUUCACAGCAGUACUAGAGCUAGGAGAUA